UGCUUGCAUUUUGCUGCAAAGCAAAACGUCAGCUUGCAUUUUGCUGCAAAGAGGACACCGACCUAUUGCACUAUUUGGAGGCCGAAAGAGGGAAUCCUGUAAGAGCAGCAACUACUACAACAACAUUUCAGCGCCAUGGAAAAACUGCUAAAAGCCGAACUGAAAACCACCGUUUUGAAGGCAUUUGGGAGAUCGGGAGGAGGGUGCAUAAGCCAAGGGCAGAGCUAUGAAACUGACCACGGCCGAGUGUUUGUUAAAAUCAACAGCAAGCCUCAGGCUAGGACAAUGUUUGAGGGUGAAAUGGCAAGUUUAAGAGCUAUUCAGGACACCAACACUAUCCGGGUUCCACUGCCAAUUAAAGUGAUGGAUCUCCCUGGAGGUGGAGCAGCAUUUGCCAUGGAGUACUUAAAAAUGAAGAGUCUCAGCAAAUACUCUGCAAAACUUGGAGAGCAAGUAGCAGAUCUUCAUCUUUACAACCAUAAACUUGGGGAAAAAUUAAAGAAAGAAGAGAACACAGUUGGGAAAGGAGCAGGCCAGACUGACUCUCACUAUGUGGAUAAGUUUGGAUUCCAUACUGUUACUUGCUGUGGCUAUAUAGCUCAGGUGAAUGAAUGGCAAAGUGACUGGCCCACUUUCUUUAUACGACACCGGCUGCAAGCCCAAAUGGACUUGAUUGAGAGAGAUUUUGGAGACAGAGAAGCAAGAGAGUUGUGGUCCCAGCUAAAGCCAAAGAUUCCUGAGAUGUUUUGUGACCUGGAUAUCAUUCCUGCACUCAUUCAUGGGGAUCUGUGGGCAGGAAAUGUAGCUGAGGAUGACUCUGGCCCAAUUCUCUUUGACCCUGCUUGUUUCUACGGCCAUUCAGAAUUUGAACUUGCAAUUGCUAUGAUGUUUGGUGGCUUUAGCAGCGCUUUCUUUUCUGCUUACCACAGCAAAAUCCCUAGGGCUCCAGGCUUUGAAAAGCGCAACAAUCUUUAUCAGUUAUUUAAUUAUAUUAACCACUGGAACCAUUUUGGGACAGGAUAUCGGGGAUCUACUCUUAAUGUAAUGCGAAAACUUUUAAAGUAAUCCACAAACACAGUAAUCCUGAAUAAGUGAUUUCUCCCUUUUGAUGUCAGAACAACAUCAAAUACAUUUCAAAGGUGAUGGGUAGCUACCUGGAAGUUACAAAAGGCAAGGGUUGAAGUGGCAUUUGUUCACAUUUGAUUCCUCACAAAAUGCUUGCAGUGGUUUUGUAAUUUUUGCAUCCUGCAAUUGUUAACCAGCUUAUUAAUAACCACUUUGAUAAGAUAGGGAAACAGUGUACCGUUUGUUAUCCCAGGGAUUGAAUUCUAUGUGCAUAUACAAGCUCCAUAAAACAUCUCAUCCACUGGAUAGCCCAGUAUUUCAUUUGGAGAUGGGUUUAGUUCAGUGAUGAAGCACAUGCUUUGCAUGCCUGGUUGAGUCCCUGGCAUCUUCAGUUGGGGCUAGGUAAGAACCCUGCCUGAAAUCCUGGGGAGCCGCUGCCAAUCAGUGUUGACAAUACUGUGGUAGAUGGAGCAAUGGUCUGAUUCAGGAUCAGGCAACUUCCUAUGUUCCAUUGUGGUUGGUUCUAUAGAUAGCAAUCCUGUCUCCCUUUAUUGGAAGCCACUCUUUAACCUGCACUGUCCUGGUGCUUUGACAGUUCCAGAAUAGUGUAAAUUCCCAAAAAAUUGCUGCAGAUAUGGAGCAUGAAAACUUGAGAGCCUAUUCAAACAUGUGUAAUGGCUUGUGUGCCUGUAAUAACUCCACCCCCGGCCCCUUCCACAAAUGCAGUAGCUCCUUGCAUUGCAUCAUAAACUGCUUUCGAAACUAUCCUAGAGUUCAAAAGCAAAACUGACAUUAGGGCCACCCACCCUGAUGCAAGGAAGCCCUUCUUUUACACAGAUGGCUUAGUAGUUACAAUCCUAUGCACACUUACCUGGGAGCACACUUACAGAUGAGAGUGGGAGUAAAAAUACAUAGGAUUGUUUUGUGAAUAUGAAUUAUUAUAAAACUAAUUUUUAUAGGCAACGUAAAGCUACAGUUGUUGGACUCUUGUAUUAUAAACAAAGUUUCAUCCUGUUUAUGUGUAGUAGGGUGACCAUAUUUUGGAAACCAAAAAGGAAGACAACAUGGCCGCCCCCAAGGGGGCGUUCCCACCAACAUGCCCAGCCCCAAAGGGGGCAUUCCCACCUAA
Molecule: messenger RNA, 2194 nt
Organism: Elgaria multicarinata webbii
Lineage: Eukaryota; Metazoa; Chordata; Lepidosauria; Squamata; Anguidae
Gene: FN3K
Product: fructosamine 3 kinase
Exons: 6
Coding region: 136-1065 (309 amino acids)
Biological process (GO): fructosamine metabolic process
Source: RefSeq, a predicted model, not a curated record